AUUUAUGUUUGGAAGUGUUUUGAUGGGAUUGUUUGCUGCGGCAACGGUUCCCUUGUGUAUUCGGAGGUGCUGGUUGCAUGCACGCAUGAUAGCUCUUGAUCUUCUGUUGAACCUUGAUGACGAUUGACAGAUUAAAUCCGUGAAUCAGAUUUGCUGGGCUUAUACUGCUCUGUGUUAACACUGUCACAUUGCAGUCACAACAUCAAGAGGAUGCCAGGAACUAGACCUUUUUGCCGUUACAGACAGGUUUUGAUCUGAUCUGAAUUUGAUAUACAAGUUACAAAUAAACAAAUUUUUAUAUUUUUACCCAAAAGAAAUCUGUGCCACUCUCAUCCCUUCAGGAAUUUCACCAAAAGAGAGACGUCUUUGUUUUGCAUUCCUUCACCCCGCCUUUUCCUCAAACGGGUUAACAUGAGUUUACUGCUUCACUUAGUAACAGCGUGUUGUAUUUUGCGCUUUUGGCCUGAGACUCGUGGUUAUUUAUAAGAUGGAGGUCUUUCACAUUCUUUACCCCUCUGCCUCUUUUCCGUCCUCUGUCCUGGGCAGAGAGCAGCUGAAGUUCUCAUAGCGUUGGAAAUAAGGAGCAGACGCCCAACUUGUGUGCCAGACCUCCUCCCCGUUCCAACCCUUUGUGUUUUUAUGUGGUCCUUCCCCAUUAAAUGCCUGAAAACCGGUAGUUUUCUAAAAAUAGAAAGCAGCACAGCUAAAAAUAGCUCCGGCCCGGCAGUCGUGCCAAGGAAAAUGGAGAAGAAUAGGCGUGGAGUGCUGGAGAGAGAGAGAGAGAGAGGACAGCCGCGCUUGUUUUUUUUCUUCCCCCCACUCCAUUUUCCCUCCAUGAAAAACUGACCACAGACGGCGGCGUACUUCAAUAAAGCUUAAAUCAAACUUGUUAGGAUGCCGUUUUCACACUUUUAAGAGAGGAGUUCUUCUGAUUACGUGACUUCUCGUGGCAUGCUCCUCUGCACUUCGCAGACUGUUUCUGUCGGCUUAUAUCUGCCAUCUGUUCAGCUAUGUAAACUUGAAAACAUGGUGUGAAAUUCGAGCAUGCAGUGACCUCAGCCCACAUUUGGGUCAUUGUUCUGAUCCGCUCAUGCUUAGAGUUUGAAACGCAGUAUUUACUGCCCUGUUUUCUUCAUCCUCGAUUGAACGACAUCAGAGGGCGGUUUUACAUUCCACGAUUAAUCUGAACCUUGUUGCGUGAGUCAGGUUUUCCAAGACCCAACGGCGAGCCAGCGCAGCACAAAAUGCUUCGCUUUUACCAAGACUCUAUUCUUUCUGAGAGUGCUAAUUGUUAGCUGGUCACAAUAAGCCCAUUUCCAGAUAGGCUACCCUUGAUAAGGAGUUUCAGAGACAAAAGCUGUUAAUUGACGGCGAGGGAUGAAUGCUUUAUUUCUCACUGGUGUUGCAACUGAUCGUAGAUCGUAAGGUCGGCCGUUACUGUGGCAUGUGAGGCCAGCGGGGUAAAACCUCACUCCCCUGUUCUCAGGAGGUGCUGUAGUGACUGACAUGGCCUUUAGCCUCCUUCUUAGAGCGUCCGCCUCCCACGCCGGAGACCGCGGUUCGAAUCCCGCUCGGAGCGGGGCGAGUAGGACCGCAACACAUGCAACGUGUCAGUCUGGUGACUGAGAGCCCAUUAUUGGGCUACAGUGAGGGGCUUUGUGUUCAUAAAAGACUUGAUCAGUAAUAAUUUAACAUGAAUACGCAUACUGUCCUCUAUAGAUGCUGCAAUGGAAAAACAAGGCUUCUGAGAGGUCACAGGACAACAAAUGUAAAGAGAUGACAUGCUUGUAUGUGAUAAUGUGCGAUUAUUUACAGAGGGAAUUCAUUAAAAUUCAUAAACGUGGUCCUGCUUGACCUCGGGAAUGAUUCUGGUGAGGAAUUCUUGCUGCAAAGAAGUCGGGAGGUGUCGUUUUCCGGGAGCUGACAAUCAAACCACCCAAGAACACCGGGGAGCACAGAACGUUCGCUUUUUCGAGCCCAACUCUGUUUCAGGACACUCUUCCGCUUCCUCGCGGUCGGAUUGGAUAUCCACCGGGCCGGUUACUGUCGUAAUUACGCUCUCAAGUGCGUUUAAUACCAAACACGCGGCGCUCAACUCGUGGCAGUAAAAGAGAGGGCCUUUGAUUCGUUAUUAUAGGGUACUGAGAGCAUCAAAGGAGGUAAAUUACCCAGAGGUCCCCAAUGUGGCAUUUUCCAAACGUUGCCCAGCUGCUGUGGUCGGAGCAGCUGGUGGAAAGAGCCCUGGAGGAGGGCCAGACAGCGCCACGCAUUGGCCAAUGUGACCUGCCGCAGGAACGGGGGCGUCCCCGCUGGCUCACCCGUACGGCUCUAAUAGGAUUCCGCCUCUUUGACGGUCGGAAUCAGUACGGCUUUCGUUUUUCCACCCCGAUCCAUCUGCUUUUGAUAAACCCAGCUUGAUACACCAGUGUUUAGGCAGCACAAAUCGAGUCUUAUUUGGGCUUUUUCUGUGAACUGAUAAUGUGCCUUUUCCUUUCGCUUCAACAUGCGUUUCUGUUACAAUAGCUGCUGCACUUGUCUGUGCACGGUGUCGUGCUGCCAGUUUGUGUGACUCACUGUGUAAAUCAACAACUUUCCACGCAGGCAAACAUGACACACGCACACAUGUACGUCUGAAGAGGUGGAAGAAGUUCUUAGUCGAAUAUCCCUACUGACACGUGAGACAAUAAGGCGACAUUUCCUUCAACCGAGCUGCCUUUUUGUGGUCACAUGCUCUGUUUGAUUGCUUUUUUGGGUGUCUUGGAUGUGGUCCUUGUUGCUGUUGACAGGCAAAAUGCAGUGCCACCUUGGCGUGUGUGCAUGUUCCUUAAAGGAAAGACAUCUUUAAUGUAUCGAUUGCGGUGGAGCUAGAGAUUUUUGCAUGUUUCCUGCAUCUCAUGUUGUUGAGCUCUAUGCUCUUACUGUGUUUUAACAUUUUUAUGUUCCUCAAGAAAAACAUCUGAUAUUUAAAUGAAGCAUGAGAGCUAUGAAAGAACACCUCUUGAGCAAUACACUCUUACUGCAUGUCAGGAAUCGUCUCAUUUGUUUCUAAUAUAGUUUUGUCUCUUUAGGCGUUUAGGAGAAACGUCUUAUUCGGAAAUGAGUCUCCUAUAAGUAAUAUAUUCUUACUGCAUGUUAACAAUUACCUCUUUUUUUUCAUUUUUGAGGAGAAACAUCUAAGACAAACGUGAUACUUUAACAUAAAACUCCAUUAAGUCUCUUGAGACUUGAAAUGAAAGAGCAACCCAUGAGCAACAUAUUCUUACUGUAUGUCAACAAUUAUGAAUAGAUUUCUUACUUUUUCCUCAAGGCACUUGAUAAGAAACAUCUGAGACCUAGAUAUACUGUAAUUGAGAGCUCUCUUGAUUUAAAGAGCGACCUAUGAGCAAUAUAGUAGGCCUAUGUCAAUAAAUCUCUUUCUGGUUUCUCUUAAGGCACUUGAGUUGAAGAUGAUACUUAAAUGAAGCAUAACUGAGAGUUAUGAAGGAGCAAACUCUAAGCAACACAUUACAAAUAUAUGUCAUUUGUCUCAUUUUUAAAAAUAUUUUUAUAUAUCCUUUUGUGUAUCCAUUUUAUGAGAAACAUCUGAGACGGCAUUGAUCCUGGAAUAAAAAUAAGAACUCAUGAAGUCUCCUGAGCAAUGAAAGAACAACAGUAAGCAUUAUAAACAUGUAGAUCUGAGGAGAAACCUCGGCAACAAAAAGUUGAGAUUUAAAGGAGAUCUGAAUGAGAACUCCAUGAAGUCUCAGUCCCGAGCGAUGAUUGAGCAACCUACUCUGAGGAAGAAGGGUCUAAACGGCUGUGACAGUCCUGAUAUUGAUGCUGAAGAUUCAGGCCACAGUCCAGAAUCUGAGGACAAAUAUCGUAAAAUCAACGAGGACAUUGACCUGAUGAUCAGCAGGCAGAGACUGUGUGCCAUCCCCCAGUCUAAUUAUGACAUGCCCGUCUCAAUCCCUGUGAGCAACCCCAACAGCCUGAUCUACAGCCACCCGGGAGCGUCCCUGGGCAACCCCAACAUGCUGCCGCUGGCCCACCCCUCCCUCCAGAGGAACAGCAUGUCCCCUGGAGUGACCCACCGGCCCCCGAGUGCAGGCAACACAGGUGGUCUUAUGGGUCCAGACCUCAGCAGCGGAGUGGGCACCAGCGCUGGAAACGGGUAUGGAAACCACCGCAACUCCCCUGGUCUGCUGGUCUCUCCGGGGAGCAUGAGCAAGAACAUGCAGGGCAAAUCUCCUCCGCCCAUGACCAUGACCAUGAGCAACCGCAAGCCAGACCUGCGCGUCCUCAUCCCUCCCGGCUCAAAGAACACCAUGCCCUCCAUCAACCAGAGAAUAAACAACUCCCAGUCGGCCCAGUCUCUGAGCACACCGGUGGUGUCUGUAGCCACGCCCACUCUGCCAGGACAGGGAAUGGGCGGCUACCCAUCAGCCAUCUCUACCUCAUACGGUACAGAAUAUUCUCUCAGCAGUGGAGACCUGUCCUCUCUGACCGGUUUUAACAGCUCGGCUUCUCUUCAUCUGGGUUCGAUGACCGGAUGGCCACAAAACAUGCAGCAUUCUGGUCUUGGACAUCUAGGGAACUGCACCAGCACGCCGUUGUGUCAGAGCUCCACCCUCUCGCUGCCGUCCAAUCAGAGCCUGCACAUCAAGUCCGAACCAGUGUCUCCUCCCCGAGACCGGGCCGGAGGCACCCCGGGCGGCUACGCCCAGCCUCCGCUCCCUCCUCCGCCCCAGCAGCAGCCGGCGUCUCAGCAGGGUCAGCUGCGGCUGGACGCGGGCCGCUCUCCGGUCGACAGCCUGAGCAGCUGCGGCAGCUCGUACGAGGGCAGCGACCGCGAGGAGCACCGGGUCGACUUCCACUCGCCCAUGGGACUGCUGAGACCCUCUCCGGACGAGCGGCAGAGCCCGUCUGUCAAGCGCAUGCGUCUGUCCGAGGGCUGGGCCUCGUGAUCGCGGACGGCUUUUCUAUGCAAAGAUUUCACUUUAGUAUUAUUCUAUUUGUUUCUGCGGAGUGCGAGUGCUACAUCAAGUAUUAAAAUUGAUAUAUAUAUAUGAUAAACGGGGCGGGUGGGUGUGUUUGUGAUUUGGGGUCGGGGGCAUGGGACAUGCAUUGCUUGUGCCACGUGUGGGGAAAACUCAAAAGACAAAAAAAACAAAUGAUACAUGCAGUUUAUGCAGUGUAUACAAGCAUACAGGAUUAAAAAGAGAAGUCUGGUACUCUUGUUUGGUAAAGCUACUUUUUAGUUUCAGUAAUAUAUUAUGCAUAAUUAAACUAUUAAUAGAGGCAUUGACGUGUCUCAGGGCUCGUACAAGUAAUAUUCCCGUACAGACCGGGGCCUUACGCUCACCGUCAAUGCUCACUUGCAAAUGUAUGUUAUCACAAGACGUUGUUGUGUUGCAGGUUCAACGUAUUUAUGUAAAUAGAGAACAAUGAGGCUUUUGGGUAAAUGAGCCUGCCAGGAUUUGCAGGCUUCUUUUACGAUUAACGGAGUGAGAGAGAAAGCCAUCACGCACCAUUUGAAGACUAGCACGGGCCCGGGGCUGAGGAAUGUACGAAAUGGAAUCGGGAAGGCUUCCAAAUACACAAAUUCUCUUGUAAAUGUUGUUGAUAUUUCAGAGCCGUGUUAACAACGUUAAAGUUCUCCUGGCCAUGUAUUGCCUAUCCCCGGUGGAAGAGAUGUACAAUACAUUUUGCGUAUAUUUUCAUAAAAAUGCAGAGCAUUUGUUGCUACCUGUUGACCACAUGAGUCAGAAUGUGAUUUCAAGCUUUGCCGAUGUUGAACAGAAAGGUAAAGCAGUGUGAGCUCCAAAAAUAAAGCCAUAUAAACAAUUUCA
Messenger RNA from Onychostoma macrolepis, 5831 nucleotides. RefSeq names its product myocyte enhancer factor 2ca (gene mef2ca). The transcript has 8 exons. Bases 3735 to 4946 code for a protein of 403 amino acids. Gene Ontology annotation, biological process: positive regulation of transcription by RNA polymerase II. Gene Ontology annotation, molecular function: protein dimerization activity; RNA polymerase II cis-regulatory region sequence-specific DNA binding; DNA-binding transcription factor activity, RNA polymerase II-specific. Lineage: Eukaryota; Metazoa; Chordata; Actinopteri; Cypriniformes; Cyprinidae. The record is from RefSeq and is a predicted model, not a curated record.